This is a messenger RNA of Chlamydomonas reinhardtii, 937 nucleotides long. RefSeq lists its product as uncharacterized. Gene Ontology annotation, molecular function: protein binding. NCBI's taxonomy places the organism in Eukaryota, Viridiplantae, Chlorophyta, Chlorophyceae, Chlamydomonadales, Chlamydomonadaceae. The record is from RefSeq and is a predicted model, not a curated record. The transcript has 5 exons. The coding region runs from base 46 to 504 and encodes 152 amino acids.
CUGUGGGACGUGCGGCAAUGCAAGGCCGGCGCGGCGGCACCCCUCAUGGAGACCCGGGACAGUCCGCAGGCGGUGGUGGCGCUGGCGGCGGCCGCCGGCGCCGCGGGCACUGGGCCCUACUCUGGUCUGGUCAUUGCGGGGCGUGACGGCGCACUGCGGGUGUGGGACUUCCGGGGCGGCGCCACUGUGCGCCUGGCGCGGCACCCGGCCUUCCAGCUGGGCACCACGGGCGGCAGUGGCAAGCCCCGCUGCCGUCUGGGUGUGUCGCCGGAUGGGCGGCUGCUGGCGGCGGGCGCGGCGGACGGCGCUGUGUGGGUGUGGGACCUGCGGGCGGCGGCGGCGGGUGGCGGCGGCGGCGGCGGGGCGCCCAAGCAGCUGCGCGGCGGCCCGGGCGGGCUGUGCGCACACCGCGAGGCGGCUGUGGCGGCGGCCUUCAGCUCCGACCUGUGCGCUCUGGUCACUGCUGACAAGGCCGGCGGGCUGGCGUUCUGGGCCAUGGAGUAGGUGCGCAUUGUACGGCGCUGCAAGGUGCUGUACUGUACGGUACGGUACGGUGCUCCAGUCAGACAGCCGUACUCGCCGAAGAAGCCGUCACGCUGCGUUGGGGCGGGGGGAGGGAGGGAGCGGGGGUUGGGGGGUUAGUGGGUUGGGGGUUGCAAGGAUUGGUACAGGGAAGUGUAGCGAAGUAGAGAGCAGGUGUGGUGUUGUGCGUACCGAUGACCGACGGCGUCCAUAGGUCCAGCGCCAGAGCUCGCCGUGGCGUCCCGUUUUGUGCUGGCUAUACCUAAUUCUAGAAGUAGUGCUCAAUGAAAGGUUUAUAUGCGCGUGUGCGCAUAGAAAGCUGCGAAAACGUCGGUGUUCGUGGGGUUGGGGGGUGAUGCGUCGGGGUUUGUAUCGUUGUGUUCACGCAUAUCAUCACGUGUAACGUGCAUCGCUG